Molecule: messenger RNA, 11155 nt
Organism: Xyrichtys novacula (pearly razorfish)
Lineage: Eukaryota; Metazoa; Chordata; Actinopteri; Labriformes; Labridae
Source: the annotation of a GenBank genome assembly
AGUCGAUCUUUUAACUUGCUGCGAGGAGGUCUGUGUCUGCACGUACUCAGUCGGUCGUUGUUUACGUUUCUGAAUGUGAUCGAAACAGACAGGUGUCAAGCUGCAGCUCACUGUUUUGCUAUUUAUAGUCGUCGGUCGCGAGGAAAUUCUGCGACUGCCUGGUUCUGCGCAGAAGAUUAUUUGAGCUUUCCAAGGUCUUAAAGAAACUAGGGCAGGAUAUGUCAGUAUUUUGGACUACAACACCCACACGCGAGUUCCGUUUUUUCAGAGAAUCUCGCGAGAAAAUUGAGAAGAUUUGGUUGCCAGGUUUCUUCUAAAAUCACUAUGCGUUGUUUCUGUUCAUAGUUCCUUUAACGUUUAUUAUGACAAACAGAACAACUAAAAAGGAAUAAAAUAUAACACCAGUUGAGUUUAUUCAUUGAUGAACGUGAAAUUGAGACAGCACUGAUUAUGCAUUCACCAAUAAAACAUUAUACUACGAGUACUUCAGAGUUUGCAUGUAAUAAAUAACUGGACGUUUUGUUCCUAAAAGCUUGUUCUGUGUUUAGAGAGGUCAAAGAUUAACUCAACUCAACUUUGUUUGUAAAUCACUUAAAAAAACCACAGCGGAACAAAUUGCUGUACAUCAUAGACAAAACAAUGCAGACGUAAAGAAAAAACAAUCAAAUUAAGUGAAAAAUUCAAAAUUAAGUGGGAUUGUCAAUGGUACAUUAGACUGCAGGUUUGAAUUUUGUGACAUGAUAAAAUAAAUUUUAUAACUUUAGUCCUUGGCAAUUUUACUUCUUUGUGUUUUCUAUUGUAGUUUGGCUGCUUUUCUCAAAACCGCAGUUUAAUAAUGAACUAACUUCCUUUAUUCAAGAGUUUGACAAACAUAGUCGUAUAUCAAAAGCUAACGAAACGCUGUUGUUUGCUUAACUAGUGGAAAUCAAGUAAGAGAUUUGGGCCUACUUUGUGCUUUAUUGCUUCGGUCAUUUGCUCAACACGACCAAACCUGGCAACCCGGGAGUCUGGCUGUAGCGCUGAAAAACUUGUUGUUGUCGGGCAAAAUGGCGUCAAACGUAGAGGCCCCGGAACGCUGGUACCUCGCCCUUCUCGGCUUUGCGGAGCAUUUCCGAACCUCUAGUCCGCCGAAAAUCCGUCUGUGUGUGCACUGUCUACAAGCAGUGUUUCAGUUUAAACCCCCGCAGAGGAUUGAAGCUCGGACACAUCUUCAGCUCGGCUCGGUUCUCUACCACCACACCAAGAACAGCGAGCUGGCCCGCAGCCACCUGGAGAAAGCGGUGAGGGAUGUUCAGUGUAGGAAAGAGCGGGGAUGCAUCAAUAAUGGGAACUGUGUAGGCCGCACGUAACGAAAACACUAAAUGGCGGAAAUCUUUCAAUAGCUUUGUGUUACAAGUAUUUGUCCAAAUGUUAUACCUGCUUUCUUUUUAGCAUGUUGUUGACCCUGUUUAUACAUUGUUUAUAACGCUGGCCAAAUAACGUUGUUACUGAAUUACAGAGAUAGCUAUCGCCGUCAAUAAGAUUUGCAUCUCAUCUUUUUUUCAAUCUCCCUGCAGUGGUUUAUAUCCCAACAAGUCCCCCAGUUUGAGGAUGUCAAAUUCGAAGCUGCCAGCAUUUUGUCUGAACUCUUCUGCCAACAGGUAAGUACAUUUUUCGUUACAUUUGUAGUAGUCCACCAUGGUUAGAUUAUGGGGCCAAGUUAACAUGUAAUUUGCUGAGUCUAAUAAAGACGAUGUAACGCAAUAAUUAAAUUACAUCUCGUAUGAGUAUAUAUUUUUUAAAGCUUUAAUUUGAUUUUUUUUUCCACUCACCGUUAUCUGUACAUUCCUGCACAUUCCUGCACAUCUGUACAGCCUUUCUUUACACCUUUUGAACACACACCCACCAGCUUUUACAUUAGAAACACCUGGGCAGUUUCUUGCAACCCAAUACUAGAGCUGAAAUUUAUACUUCGACAAAGUUUUUACAUUUAAGUUUUUCAUUUGGCAUAGUUAAACAGGUUAUAAUUGUCAUUUGAAGUAGUUGUUUAUAUUGAAGUGGGUGUUUUUGAUGUAAAAGAGCGCUUUAUACUGAAAUUGUUCACUGUGUUUUGCCCCCUCAUAUUUGUUAAGUUAACAUUGUUCUCAUUUGGUCAUGCUGUGUUAUGACUCUCCACCCUUUUAUUCUCCUUUUGUCUCCUUUCCUUUUCACAAGGCAAAUCUCUUGUAUGUGUAGCAAAGCUUUACAAUCAACCUGCUAAUGGUUCUGUGAUUGUUGUCUGAUAUGUAAGGAAGUCUACAAAUUGCUGUGUAAUACUCCUUUUAUGUCAUGUUUUCAGAAUUUGGUCGACUCUGCAAAGCCCCUACUGCGCAAGGCCAUCCAGAUAUCACAACAAACACCCUACUGGCACUGCAGACUGUUGUUCCAGUUGGCGGUGAGUACACAGUAAUGACCUCUAUGAGAGAAAUUUUUGAGUGCAAGUCUCAUGGUUGGUCAUAAAGACUGUUGUGUGUAUUUUUUGUUGAUUUAAGUUUUUCGUUAUUUUGAAGGAAGUCAGGGUUUAUGUCAAUAAUGAGAGUCUUAACUGAUGGUAGCAUUUUUUUUGUCACUUACAGCAACUUCAUACUCUGGAGAAAGAUUUGGUGUCAGCAUGUGACCUGCUGGGUGUUGGAGCAGAGUAUGCCCGAGUGGUUGGGUCAGAAUAUACCAGGUAAUUGUUACUUAAUCCCACAUUGACUUGUUUUUUUCUUUCAAACUGCUUUCAGUGUUUAUCAUCUAAUUCCUCCAACUGAAACAAAUACAUUAUCAAUCAAAUGUGAUAAUUAUUGUGGAGCGGAUUUGGCAUUUUAUGGACUAUCCUGAACUCAAUAACAACAAAUUGACAGUUUAACUCUAGGCAGCAAUUUUUUGUUGCUAACAUUCCCAAUUUUCUUCUGCAGAUUAUAAAAAAAACAAAGAUUCAUAAUAAAUCCCCCUUAAGAUGAGGUCAGGCUACAUGAUCCCUUUUUCUGUUACGAAGGACACUGCCGAUUAGGCAAUCACACAACAUCACAAUGGACAUGAUAACACUGAUAGGAAGAGAGGCUAGAUCACACCUUGGAAAUGCUCAGGGCAAUUACUCACUGGACUGUUGAAAGAGCUGCUGCUUCUCAGCAUUUCUCUUUUUUUCAGUCAGUUCUCAUUGCCCCUUGACAUUACAUCAUAGAGACGGGGAAGUUGUUUGAGCUCAAUGAACUGUUUCUCCAUCUAUACGUGUCAUUUUGCCGUAACAGCUGUAUCACACCUCUUUUGCUCAACAAAUUGGUUUAGUAGUGCUUGUGACUUUUGCAUUUGUAAAGUUCCCCGUGCUCUCAUUGGUCAACUUCACUGACAUGAUAGAAUUUAUCGUAUGAGUCAGACUGAAAAAAUCAGACAUGCUGUAAUUUAUGUCAAGGGGUGUAAGAUGCCCAGGUGUGAAUGGGAGAGUUUGUUGGCCUACAAAGGCUAAAGCCCUUGUGGCAGUGGUAAGUGGUUCAAGCCCCGACCAUGACCAUUUGCUGCAAUUAUCCCGCCACCUCCUUAUUAUACACUUCCUGCUGUCCUUUGUAAUGAAAUAAUAAUAAAAAUAACUUUAAAAGACUUAAAAUGAUUAUUGGCGAUGAGGAGCACUGCUAGAUCAAGCUGUGAUCCCACUGAAAUGAUGUAGUCUGACAUCAGCAUCAGUUGUCGAUCUUAAUCAUAGAGAAAAAGGCUUUUUAAAAAUGUUUUUGAAUUCAACUGAAGAACAAAACUUUUAAGCUGAUGACAGAUUUUUGAGAACUGGAUUAAAGUUUUCUUUUUUAUUUCUUCAUAGGGCAUUGUUUCUUCUCAGUAAAGGAAUGGUGAGUAAUUUCUUCACUGUAAGGCUGAAGCCAUAUUUGAUAUCCAUGAAAUGAUCAUUUUAGCUCUACUUUUGUGUAUUUGACUAACAAAAACAGCAAACACCCACAGACAACAACAGUACAGAUGAUAAAGUUCAUAUUUAUGAAACUAGAAAAUUCCAAUUCCAUCAUUUGUUGACUGUUUUAUUUAAUCUUCUAGUUGCUGCUAAUGGAGAGGAAACUUGGAGAGGUGCACCCUCUGUUAACACUAUGUGGAACCAUUGUGGAAAACUGGCAGGGAAACCCCAUCCAGAAGGAGUCACUGAGGGUGUUCUUCCUGGUCCUGCAGGUCACACACUACUUGGAUGCAGGGCAGGUAGGAAAACAACUUUGGAGUAAUAUUCUGCUUACGUUUAAAAACACUGCAUCUCUUCAGUCAUGGGAGCUUUUAAUUAGCCGGUUUGCAUACACUAAUUUCAUACAGUAUUGCUAAAUAUUUUCCAGUGUUCAGUUGUGUUAAGCAGCCUGGAGCUGAGCUGUAUUGUCAUUUCCACGUGUCCCCAGGUGAAGAGUGUGAAACCAUGUCUGAAACAGCUGCAGCAGUGCAUACAGACCAUUUCUACACUCCACGAUGAUGAGAUUCUGCCCAGCAACCCAGCUGACCUCUUCCACUGGCUGCCCAAGGAGCACAUGUGUGUCCUCGUCUAUUUGGUAAUGCCACUUCUUUUUUUCCUUCUCUCACUGAAAUCCCUGAAAGCUAUCCAAAAUAAGAAAACACGAGGGGUAUCAUUGGUUAGAUUUGUAGCACUGGGGGUUUUGUUAACACUUCAGUAUCACGUGAAAAGUAAAGCAGUAAAACCUCAAAAAUAACAUUCCAACAUCCCCUAUUUUUGAGUUCUUCUACAGAGGUUUAUCAGAGCAACAUCCAGUCCCAAAACUGGAUUGCUGAGUCACAUUGCUCUCUCUCCUUUGCUUUAGAUCUGUAGCAGACAGAAAUGUAAUGUGGGUUAUUAUUAGACGACAAAGAACGUAUCAAAAUGUCAGCAGGCCUAUUUGCUGCGAAUGAGGAGAUUUAGUAGUUGUCUGUGGCGGUGCAUUGGCACGCGAAGUUUUAAAGGACGAAAUGCUACUUAAACAUCAAAAGCAAUCCAGCACCUUCCCCCUGUCGAUGCAUAGUUUCCAUAAAGGAUGUUCAGAGGCCACAAACUUUCAAGUUGUUUAAAUGAAAGUUUUAAUUCUGUUUAACCAACUAAAGUAAAGUGAAAAACACUCAGAACUGAGAAUUCAUUAAAUAAGGCUCAACACGAGAUCAUAGGGUCUGCAGGGCAAACAAAAUGAAAUUGGUGAGCCAAAAGUGGCGAAUGUAAGCAGAGCUAGCACCACCGGCCUCCAGUCCUCCUUGUUGGUUCGAUGACUGUUAAAUGCCAGUUUAGCCAGACACAGCCUACACACAACUUAAUCUCCAAAUUUUUUCAAUCAGAAUGAUGCCAAACCAAAUCAAGCUACAAGUUAAGAUCUGCUAUUGCAUCACAGCAUUAUGGUCUUAGACCGAGCUAGUGUUGAGUGGCUGCGCUACAGCCGAGACAUGAGACGCAGCGUAUGACCAUAAAGCCCACUAAACGCUCAAAUCCCCAAACCAGAGGAUAAAAGGACCAACUAUUGUGCUGAUGUUUGUGUUGAAGUUGAGCUCAACCUGUUUUAAACUGAAAGCUGUGAGUAAUGUUAACUGUUCGUGUUUAUUAACACACAUAAAAUUAUAAUGAACAACUACAGCAAACCACUUGCUAAUUAAAUUUGCUCUGGUUUUAAUCAGCGCUUUAUCGCUGUUUGUCUUUGUAAUUAGGACUAUAACCAACUUUAAUGCUAUUGUGGUUCACAGCUCAGGGGCUUUGUUCUCAUUUGGUGAAUCUGUUAAUCACUUCACUCUGUUGACUUGGCUGCCUGUUGGGAUGUGACACAAAAGUGUAUCCCAAAAAAACAAACAAACAAAAAAAUAACAAGGAUUUAUGACUAAGUAAAACAAAAGUUACCUCUAUAGUAAGCACACAAAAUCAAACUAGUAAUUUUAAUUGUCAUAAAAACUUCAUAUUAAAUGAACAGAAGGUGAAACAGUGGUUGCACAUUUAUUUCUGUAUUCUGUAUUCACACCUUCAUUGGUUUUAAGUAUUUAGCAUAAUUUAACAUUGGGUUAAAUAGCGUUAAACACACUGUAAUGUGUGAGUCUUUCAGGGUCAGGCCUGGAGAAAAAAGAUCUUUUUUUAUUGUCUGAUGCACGUGGUUCUGAGAAAUGAUAUCUUAGAUUACCUUGUAUGCUAACUGCCUUUGAAUAUUAUAAGUAUUAUGUGUGUAUAUUUUUCUGUUUUUAUCCUUUAUUUUUGCCAACGACCUGCCCGCUAAAAUUAGAUGACAUUCACGUUACAGUGCUGCUAUUGUACCCUCUAAAAACUUGACACAAGUGCCCUUGACGCAGGGAUUCAGUUACCGUGGCGCUCAGGAAGGUGUUUAUAUUUCUAAUGUGCCGAUCAAAAGACUGUUCAGAUUUUUUAAGGAGUACUCUGCCUUGUCAUUUCACAGGUCACAGUCAUGCACUCCAUGCAGGCGGGUUAUUUGGAGAAAGCCCAGAAGUACACUGACAAGGCUCUGAUGCAGCUAGAGAAACUUAAAAGUGAGUUACUCGUGCUCGUGCUCUCGGCUGUGACUAACUUUAUGAAGUGGAAAACCUGCAACAUUUGUUUUUGUAAAUACUAACUUUAAUUUUGGUGUUUCAGUGUUGGACUGCAGCCCCAUCCUCUCCACCUUUCAAGUCAUUUUACUGGAGCACAUCAUCAUGUGUAGACUCGUCACUGGCCACAAGGCCACAGCAUUACAAGAGGUGUCUAUUCUUCCUGUAUCCAUGUUCAUCUACUGUAUUAUGUGAAAAAGAAGUUCAUCAAAGUAUUGAAGCUGCUGGAGUCACAUUUUGCCACAAGCAUGAUUUGCAUACUUCAUUAAGCUCAUGGAAGUGAACACUGACUCUGUUCUGUCCUUUCAGAUCUCUCAGGUGUGUCAGCUGUGCCAACAGUCCCCCAGGCUAUUCACCAACCACGCUGCUCAGCUUCACACUCUAUUAGUGAGUACUUCAGCCCCAACUCCCUUUUAACAUCGGUGUGCAUCACUGUGUGUGUCUCCAACAGUGACCAAAACCAAGACCUAAUCAGCUAAAGUCUGAGAACGUUGUCACAAAUUUUACUCAAAGUGUUCAAUGGUUUUGUCAGCUUUAAAGAAGUACGAUGAAGGACAGUUUCACACUUUUAGUGUUUUAGGCUGUGUCUGAAAUGGAUCCCUAACCCCUAUAUGGGUGACUAUAUGGGGGUUAGCGCCAUUUUGAGGGGUAUCCGAAACCUGAGUGAUCAAUUCCAGUGCCCCAUAUAGGCGACUCAAAAAUUUUCAUAAAGCAUUGCAAAAGUGACCAUCCUGUUAUGCAUUGCAUCUUGCCAUGUAGUGUCUGAAACCUCCGGUAAUUGAAUUCACUACAUAGUCAACUAUAUAGUGAAACCCCAUAUGGGGGUUUGGGAUUGAGUGAUUCAUUUUGGACACAGCCAUAAAGUUCAAACUAGUGGUUUGGAGUUACUUAUUAUUCCAAGCUGAUAAUAAGGUGUAUUUUUGUGAUUUAAUACUACUUUUUUGGAAAUACUUAAAUCUUACAAGAUUUUUUGUAAAAGGUUUUUCUUUAAACCAAGAGUUGACAGUUUAACCCCAACACUAAAUAAGAGAGGGAUGUUAGCAUUGGCAAGAAUUUUUUAUUCCUCUUUGCAUAUACAAAAUCAGUGCAUUGAAAAAUAUUGGGAAAAUGAGCAAUUCAUAAUAAAUACUUAGUUUUGCCAUGAGUGUGUUGUGUUGAAGGCAAACACAGGUACAUAUCGAUGUUAUGGAUUUAUGUAUGUGAAACAUUUGUAAAAUGUAGAAGCACUAAAGUAGAGAUAUAAACAGCACAUAUUAUCACGUAAAUGUUUGCGUGAAAAAAAAAAUUCACAUUUAGUGUUUUUGUAUAACUCAUUUCUCGCUUUCUCCACACCACAGGGUCUAUACUGUAUCUCAGUUAACUGUAUGGACAAUGCAGAGGCACAGUUUACAACAGCCUUGCGGGUGAGUUCAUGGCGACUUCACUGUCUGUCAGACGCUUUUAUAACUCAGCUUUUUAUCUCUUUUCCCUUUAACUCAGCUGCUGUCUAUUUUCGUCUCAAACAUGCCUGUAUUGUUGUCUUGUAGCUCACCACACACCAGGAGCUUUGGACAUACAUCGUAACCAACUUGGCCAGUGUCUACAUAAGGGAAGGAAACCGACACCAAGAUGUCAGUUUAGUAAUAAGAGUCAAAGUCUUUUUAAUAUAACAGUAUGAUGGAGUGAAGUAUUUAGUGAAUGCAGUAUGAGUAUUUGUGGUUCACUGCUGUGUAAAACUAAAUUAAAUCUUCAGCAUCACAAAUGGCUCAUCAUAGCUGUGUUGUUGUUGUUUUGAGUACAGGCUGACCCAGGGGUUACGGAUAAUGGCUUUUUCAAAUGUGUUCCUCUUCUGUUGUUUGGAAACAGUGUUAUUAAGCAGUUUGUCCACUAGGUGGUGUUGACACAUUAGAAGGAUUAAGUGUCCUUCCUAUUUCACAUCCUGAAAUACAGGCAGUUGAUUCCACUUAUGAUAGGAGGAUAUGUAUUUUAUUUAAUUUUAAUAAUUCACAGAGAUAUUAAAAUGGAAAAACGUUUUUCUCACUUCACAAAAAAAGACUAAUUGCAUUUUCUGUGUCAUGACUUUUUCAGCUCUAUAGCCUCUUGGAGAGAAUAAACCCAGAUCAUAACUUCCCAGUAAGGUAAGAGGCAGUAGAUUCUUUUUUUCAAAUAUAAAUGUAUUUGUAAAUUUGAAACGACUCACUGUGUUGAAUUGAAUGUUUUAGUUUAAACAACUACCUUUGUCUUUGUUUUCCAUUCAGCUCCCAUUGCCUCCGUGCUGCAGCCUUCUACAUCAGGGGACUCCUGUCCUUCUUCCAAGGACGCUACAAUGAAGCGAAGUAUGACGGAUCUUAAAAAAAGAACAAAAAUUAAACAAAUAAAAAAAAACAUUUGAACAAACCUACAGAUUCAUCCUGUGCUUCCACCAACAUAUACUUGCUUUGUUUUGUUACAGACGCUUCCUGAGGGAAACCCUGAAGAUGUCAAAUGCCGAGGAUCUCAACAGACUAACUGCCUGCUCCCUGGUUCUUUUGGGCCACAUCUUCUAUGUACUGGGAAACCACAGAGUAAGACUCGGUACACACCAAGUGUACCAUAUUUGCUCAUAUUGGAUACAUAACUAUAUCCAACCAUCCCAAUUACUUUGACAAAUAUUUUGCAUCGAAUAAGAACACCGAAAAAAAACUGAUUUAUAAGCUGGACAGAAUCUAAGCCUGAAUUCAGCUAGUAAUUUGAAGCAAUGGUUGAAUUAUCCGAUACAAGUUCAUGACUGUGAAGAAGUAAAUCAAUGUGUGGAGGUAGAUUGUGGUGCCAGAGGAAUAACUCGUGUUUAACACAUGAGAAAAUCAACACAUGAUCCAAGGCUCCUUUGAAGGAUUACUCUGGUAAUAAAUGAAACUAUUGUCUUAUUUUGUUUUUAGGAAAGCAACAACAUGGUGGUACCUGCCAUGCAGCUUGCAAGUAAGAUCCCUGACAUGUCUGUUCAGCUCUGGUCUUCAGCCUUGCUAAAAGGUACGCACCCAUUUCAUAGCCAAAUAUAAUUUAUUUUUCCCGGACUCUGUGUCUGUGUAAUAACUUAAGUGGUUGAAUGUUGUGUCUGCAGACCUGAACAAGGCCCUCGGGAACACCAUGGACGCUCAUGAAGCAGCCCAGAUGCAUCAGAACUUCUCCCAGCAGUUGCUGCAGGACCACAUCGCUGCAUGCAGCCUCCCUGAACAUAACCUCAUCAGUGUAUGUCAAAGCAAUCACCCUGCUUCCCAAAGUUUACUUUGAAUUUAUCGUUUUAUUUACUUUUCAUUUUAGCACCAUGUAGGGUAAGCCUUAUUACACUGAUUUGAUGGGAUGUGUCAAUAUUUUGUAGAGCUGACAUUUAUGCUGUUUUCUAUCUGAUUUUCAGUGGACAGAUGGCCCUCCCCCAGUUCAGAUCCAAGCCCAGAAUGGCCCAACCACCAGCCUUGCAAGCCUUCUAUGAGAGAACACCUAUGUAAUGACUGACGCUAAAAAAACAAACUUGCUAUAAGACCAGCUGAGAUUUGAAUGGAUUUUGACAGGUCACUGAGUUCAGACCUUCACUUUAUUAGCUUGUCCACAUUGCCCCCUGAUUGUUCGCUACAACAUUUCUUAAUUAUUAAAACAACGACAACUACUGUUCAUGUAUUUCAUGCUCUCUAAUGGAACAGAUGCUAAAAGAGUUGGACUCAUGAUUCGAGUAGAGAAAGACAUUAAGCAAUGAGCUGAAGGGCUUGCCUGCAAGAGAGAGACAGCCCUUCUCUGUGUUUCUUUUUCCAUUUCUUGGAAAAACAAAGGGGUUCGUUUGGGGGCAUGUAGAAAAUUAAUUUAUUCAUGUUAAUAUUUUUGUAACUGCUGGUAAAUAUUUUACACCUUGCCUUUUGUUAACAUCCUGUUUUUUCAUGCAUGGAAGUUACUGAUGUGGACUCCCUGUACAUUAAUUUCAGACCUGGGUUCCUAACAAUACAUUCUUGGUAUAUACAUUUUGCACAAAACCCAUGCUAGAAAGAAUUGGGACUUCUUGUAAUAUAUUUUCUCACAAAAGUCAGUGGAAAUGUUUCAUGAUGCAAAUAGAUGGCGUGCACUGUAUUGGGAUAUGCGCAAUCGACUUGUGCAGUUCCACUAUGGACCAGAACAUGCCUCAGUUAAGUUAAAUGGUGACAUUUUAUACCAUUUUGUGGCGAGGAGCUGCCACGUACCUGAUAAAACAACACAAUAACAUUAACUUUUUGAAGUCCCAUCCUUUAUGAAUUCUGAUGUAUUAAGUUUUUACAGAUCGAUGAGCUAAUGCUAAUCCUCAGAUAUUCAAAAGUCCUCUUGUUUUAUUUUGAUAUAUUUUAAUUUGUCUUGAUAGUUCUACUAAAGGGUUUCUUUCGGUAUGUUUGUAUAGAUUUGCCACUCGUCAAACCUUUAUUGUACAGUGACAUUUUAUAAAGUCAAUUUAGUAAAGUGUGAUAUGUAUUUUUAGCUAUCCUACGUAGGAAUCUCAAUGCUCAGUAUUUAAGGCACUCUGUGCAGACACAGUUUAAGCUUGAGUACUAGCCAUAGCCUAUUCUAUCCAAUGCCUAUGUUUUUAAUGCUUAUGUUGUUUUCAAUAAUUUUUCAAUAAAAAAUCUGAUCAAAAGUUUAU